AUGUACAGUCGUAAACGGCCAGCGAUAAAUCCUGAGGUGUUUGCAAAAAGGAAAUUAGAGGCUACCGACGAGGAGGAUUUGGAGGGAGAAGAUGAGGCCGAGGGAAGUCAAUGCGAUUUUCGUCAGACAGCUGGGUUUACGAUUUUCACCGAAUCACGCAAAUUCUCCACUACACAUGAAAUUAUGUUCUACCCUGGA
This is a messenger RNA of Ostertagia ostertagi, 198 nucleotides long. Lineage: Eukaryota; Metazoa; Nematoda; Chromadorea; Rhabditida; Trichostrongylidae. The record is from the annotation of a GenBank genome assembly.